AUGAUCAUCACCAAGGAGAACCGCCGCACCAUCUACGAGGCCCUGUUCAAGGAGGGUGUCCUUGUCGCCCCCAAGGACUUCAACCGUCCCGCGCACCCCGACAUGCCCACCGUGCGCAACCUCGAGGUCGUCAAGGCCAUGCAGUCGCUCACCUCGCGCGGCUUCGUCAAGACCCAGUUCAGCUGGCAAUGGUACUACUACACCCUCACCGACGAGGGUCUCGCCUACCUCCGCGAGUACCUCCACCUCCCCUCGGAGAUUGUGCCCCAGACCCACCUCAAGCCCGCCCGCCCCGCGACUCGCCCGGCUGGUGGUGCUGGUGCUCGCACUGGCGGUGGCGACGGUGCGUACCGUGCCCCCCGUGGCGACAGGGAGUACAGGCGCAGGGACGACGCUGGUGCUGAGGGCAAGGAGGGUGCCGGUGCCGAGUACAGGCCGCGGUUCGGCGGUGUCGGCCGUGGUGCUGGCGCUCCCCCCGCUUCGUAA
Messenger RNA from Dioszegia hungarica, 486 nucleotides. Its product is annotated as Plectin/S10 domain-containing protein. Gene Ontology annotation, cellular component: cytosolic small ribosomal subunit. The transcript is spliced from 3 exons. NCBI's taxonomy places the organism in Eukaryota, Fungi, Basidiomycota, Tremellomycetes, Tremellales, Bulleribasidiaceae. The record is from RefSeq and is a predicted model, not a curated record. Gene Ontology annotation, molecular function: structural constituent of ribosome; RNA binding. Bases 1 to 486 code for a protein of 161 amino acids.